Messenger RNA from Drosophila elegans, 1601 nucleotides. Its product is annotated as facilitated trehalose transporter Tret1. Gene Ontology annotation, molecular function: sugar transmembrane transporter activity. Gene Ontology annotation, cellular component: membrane. The coding region runs from base 140 to 1543 and encodes 467 amino acids. Lineage: Eukaryota; Metazoa; Arthropoda; Insecta; Diptera; Drosophilidae. Gene Ontology annotation, biological process: transmembrane transport; carbohydrate transport. The record is from RefSeq and is a predicted model, not a curated record. The transcript has 6 exons.
UGGUUUCGCUUAGUUAAACGCGAACACUUACGGACCCUUGACGUCCGCGUACUGAAAAAAAAAGCCUGUGUAAAAAACAAAACGGAGGACUCGCCGGGCAAUGACUUGCGUAGAAUAGUUUCUAAAAAGUAUCUGCAAAAUGAGUUCCUCCGGUGGUGAUAAGCACCAGUACUUAGCUGCCUUAAGUGUGAACAUAAUUACCAUAUCGUAUGGCGCAUUUUGCGGUUGGCCGUCGGCCAGUUUUCUGGAACUGUCAUCAGAGAAUAGUCCCUUGGAAACAGGACCUCUAACAUCAAAGGAUCAGGGCUGGGUGGCAUCGAAUAUAUGUUUGGGUGGCUUGUUCGGGACCUUUUUGUUUACGUGGUUGGCGGACAAAAUUGGCAGGAAAUGGAGUCUACUGUGGAUGGCUCUGCCGAACUUGCUGGGUUGGAUAAUAAUUCCCUAUGCUCGCAAUCCGAUGCACUUAAUCAUCGCCCGAUUCAUUGGAGGAGCUGCUGGCGGUGGUUGUUUCACAGUGAUACCCAUUUAUAUAGCUGAAUUGGCGUCUGACAGUAUUCGCGGCAUUUUGGGUGUCUUUCUGGUGCUCACUUGCAACUUUGGCGUCGUAUUGGCAUUUGUCCUCGGCUACUACUUCAACUAUGCCCAAGUGUCCUGGAUUGUCUCUACGUUGUCCUUCGUGUUUGUGGGCUGCUUCUGGUUCAUGCCGGAGACACCGCAGCAUCUGGCCAAAGUGAAUAAGAUUGAGGAGGCUGAGCACUCUCUGCGGUAUUAUCGCAACAUUAAGUCCAAGCCGGCGAAGGAGCUGAGUGAGCAGGUGAAACUGGAAUUGCAGAAGCUGAAAACCACCGAGAAACCUGGCGGGAAAGUCGAUAAUGACGAUGGUCAAGCUGGGGGGGUGACUUGGGCAGAUUUUGCUGAGGGCAAGACCCGCAAGGCUCUUCUCAUCGGAUUUGGACUGAUAAGCUUUAACCAACUGUGUGGAUGUUUUGCCAUGCUGAACUACACGGCUGUGAUUUUCGAGCAGGCCGGAUCCAGUUUGCCGCCCACGGUGGCUGCCAUUAUUGUGGGAACGAUUCAGCUGGUGGGCACCUAUGCCUCCACGAUUCUGGUGGACCGAUUGGGCCGGAAGAUACUGCUGCUGGUGUCGGCCGUGGGAAUCGGACUGGGCCAGAGUGCUAUGGGCACGUACAGCUACUUCCAGGUGCUUGGCUACCAGGUGGCCUCGUUCAGUUGGGUUCCCAUCGCCGGAUUCUCGUUCAUGCUCCUCCUCGCUGCCAUCGGACUGCUGUCCUUGCCCUUCCUGGUCAUAUCGGAGAUAAUGCCGCAGAAGAUAAGGAGCACUGCGAUAAUGAUGCUCAUGUCGGUGCUCUGGUUGAUUUCCACCUGUGCCAUCAAACUAAUGCCGAUGUUCACUGAGUCCCUGGGAAUGCAUGGAACCGUCUUCAUGUUCGCCAGUUUAUCCUUUGCAGCAGCCAUUUUCAUUGCCAUCUUUGUGCCCGAAACCAAGGGCAAGACAGUUGAAGAUAUCUUGGCCAGCCUUUAGUAUUAGUAAUUUAAAUAAAAAUUGAUUGUUAUUGUUUUCAAUAAAAUAUGAAAGAAAA